Pleurotus ostreatus (oyster mushroom) is the source of this 2355-nucleotide messenger RNA. It is a transcript of the gene PMT2, whose product is annotated as Protein O-mannosyltransferase 2. Gene Ontology annotation, molecular function: dolichyl-phosphate-mannose-protein mannosyltransferase activity. Gene Ontology annotation, cellular component: endoplasmic reticulum; membrane. Lineage: Eukaryota; Fungi; Basidiomycota; Agaricomycetes; Agaricales; Pleurotaceae. The record is from RefSeq and is a predicted model, not a curated record. Bases 1 to 2355 code for a protein of 784 amino acids. Gene Ontology annotation, biological process: protein O-linked glycosylation via mannose. The transcript has 13 exons.
AUGGUCCUUUUUUCGCUUCUAUCGGCAUGCCGAAAGGAGCUCGAGGACGAGGAGCUUCCUUUACACUAUAUGACUGAGGAGAAAGCUCGACGCAGGGUACCCAAGGGCCCAAGUGCCGUCGACUCUUACGCGCCUCAGGAAAAGGCCAACGGGCACUACGACGACGACGAGGGCAAGGAUGUCUACCACAAGCAGAAAUCACUGGCGAACCAGCGGGUUGGUAGUGGACGUCUGAGACAGCCCCCACCGCCACCCCCUACAUCAAUGCGAGAAUUCUUCUUUCAAAACUUGGAACACAUACCACCCAUAGUCUAUACCCUUCUUUCCUGCUGGACAAGGUUCCACAAAAUCGGGCAUUCCAACAUCGUCAUCUGGGACGAGGCGCACUUCGGCAAGUUUGGAUCACAUUACCUCAAGCGCGAGUUUUAUUUCGACGUGCAUCCGCCAUUGGGGAAGAUGCUGGUCGGUCUUGCGGGUCUCUUGUCGGGAUACGACGGUUCGUUCGAGUUCAAGAGUGGCGCAGAAUACCCCGACACCGUGCCGUAUGUGGCAAUGAGAGUCAUGCUGGCCAUGUUCGGAGUACUCAUGGUCCCCCUUGGAUGGUAUACGGCUGUGGAGCUUGGGAUGAGCCAGUGGGCCUGUCAUUUAGUGGCUUUGAUGGUUCUGUUCGAUGUUGGCUGGCUCUGCAUAUCGCGGUUUAUUCUCCUGGACUCCAUGCUGCUCUUCUUCACAUUCACCACGGUCUUUUGUCUAAGCAAAUUCCACAACCAACAGUACCACUCAUUCUCCUUCGACUGGUGGUUAUGGCUUUCAAUGACUGGUAUAUCUAUUGGUUGUGUAACAAGUGUCAAAAUGAUCGGUCUCUUCGUUACUGCCCUCGUCGGUUUAUACACCAUUGAAGACCUAUGGGAGAAGUUCGGUGACCUUAAGAUGCCCGUUCGCGAUCAAGUACGGCAUUGGGUUGCAAGGAUAUGCUGCCUAAUUAUUCUGCCUAUUCUUGUCUUCAUGGCCUCCUUCAAAAUCCACUUCAUGGUACUGAACCACUCUGGACCCGGCGAUGCGCAAAUGAGCUCUCUGUUCCAAGCCAAUCUCGUCGGUAAUGACUUUGCGAAGAACCCUCUAGAAAUCGCGUUCGGCUCCAGGAUCACGCUCAAGAACAUGGGCUGGGGAGGUGGUCUCCUGCAUUCUCAUAUCCAGACGUACCCAGUCGGCUCGGGUCAGCAACAAAUUACCUGCUAUCACUACAAGGACGAGAAUAACGACUGGUUCGUCUUGCCCAACUGGCAAGAGCCCCCCUACAAUCCCAAUGAGCCGAUUCGCUACUUGGCAGACGGGGACAUUAUCCGUUUAAACCACCCUCCAACCUCUCGCAAUCUUCACUCCCACACCGUCGCCGCGCCCGUCACGAACCUCAAUUACGAAGUGUCUUGCUACGGUAACUCUACGGUCGGCGAUGUCCAUGACCAUUGGGUGGUUGAGGUUGUAGAUGACAUCAAGCAGGGGAGCAAGGAUAAAGUGAAACGUGUGCACUCUUUGACCACCCGUCUUCGAUUCCGCCACCAGGUUCUGGGUUGCUACCUCCGCGCAGCCAAUGCCGUCCUUCCUCAGUGGGGCUUCAAGCAGAUUGAAGUGAGCUGCGACAAAGAGAACAAUGUCAAGGACACUCAUACCUAUUGGAAUGUGGAAAGUCACCGCAAUGAUCGGUUGCCUGCCGGAGAAACCAAGUUCUACCGUUCACCAUUCUUGCGCGACUUCUGGCAUCUCAACGUAGCCAUGAUGACCUCCAACAACGCGCUUAUCCCCGAUCCCGACAAAGAAGAUAUCCUCGCGUCGAAGCCGUUCGACUGGCCCUUCUUGUAUCUUGGUCUGAGAAUGUGCGGUUGGGGCGACAAUCAGACCAAGUACUAUCUCCUCGGCACACCCAUCAUCAGAUGGGCUAGCGCUGGCAGUUUGAUCCUCUUUGUGGUGGUAUUGGGAGUGUACCUCAUGCGGAUGCAGAGGAAAUACGUUGACAUGGAACCUAGGGAAUGGGAUCACUUCGUUUACGUCUCGAAAAUCGCUUUCUUUGGCUGGGUGCUUCACUUUGCACCAUUCUUGAUCAUGGGUCGUGUAACAUAUGUCCACCAUUAUCUUCCGACACUCUACUUUGCCGUCCUCAUGCUGGCCCACCUCCUUGACCACUUCAUCUUCUCGUCGCGACGACUCACACAGAAAACAAAGUGGAUAUCCUUCGGGGUCUGCUUUUUCCUUAUCUUCGGCUGCUUCUGGUGGUUUAAGGGACUCGCCUUUGGCAUUGAUGGUCCUAUCGGCGAUCAUAAAGGUCUUGGCUGGCGUAAAAGUUGGAACAUCUACUAG